Serpula lacrymans var. lacrymans S7.9 is the source of this 692-nucleotide messenger RNA. RefSeq lists its product as uncharacterized. The transcript has 2 exons. The record is from RefSeq and is a predicted model, not a curated record. The annotation marks the transcript as partial. NCBI's taxonomy places the organism in Eukaryota, Fungi, Basidiomycota, Agaricomycetes, Boletales, Serpulaceae.
UGCGUUUUCGAAAUUUAUAUUUCGUUGGCAAACAUCCACCAUUGCAGCGCACUAUCGCUCCCAUGUUCUGAUCUCAGCCCCCUCUUUCAAUAGUAUAAGUGCUCAAUGCUACUUCUCGACAUGGACGCUAUCGCCAUCGCGCUGGUCCUCAACCUUUUGCCCCUAUGCGUUCGAUUUAAUGGCGCCACCGGUCUGCAAGUAUUUAUAUACCCAUGAGCGCUAGGAUACAACUACUGUUAUUUGCAAGUCACGAAGUGGCCCAACGUGGGUGCACUUCAGCGCCUGUUGCCUGCAGGGUACACCAUGGGCGAGACAUCAAACGCACACUUCCUCUCUCCCACCUACCUCCUACAUCCAUUUCCACACUGUAUACCGGCACCCUCAACACCAACCAAAUCGCAAUGACUGAAACUAUCUUGAAUCAAGGAUCUGGCUCAGGACCUGGAUUCUUCAAUAGGGCUCAAAAUACCAACGCAAGCGGAAGCCAUUUUGUCGAGGUUGGCACCGUCAUCGGUGGUCAUUUGCACAUCAACAAUGUCAACAAUCGGUUUCCUGCAGCUCCCACUGUGCAGUACAAAGACCUGGACACUUUGCCUUCAUUCAACGGUGCACCUGAUCUCUUAUCUACGCAUCGAUGUACCGUCUACAGGAUGCCUGGACUGGGAAAGACACAGUUUGCCUUGAUGUUCGCC